AUGACCCGUAACACCACCGCCACGGCACAGCACAGCACCUCUCCCUACCGACCUCAGCUCGAGCUCCACGUCCUCGUAAUGUCGUCCACCACCGGUCCGAGCCUCGCGCAUCGAUCCAUUUCCAACAUAAGAACCGAGCCCGGCGGUUCCAGUCUCGGCGGCGGCCCUCUCAGCCCCCAUACGCCGUCGCGCGCGAUAUCCUCUACAUUUGGCUCACCGUCCAGCCUCCGCGCCGAAGAAGAUACCAUUGUCAUUGAGCUAGGCUCCCGUUUCAUUCGUCUUGGAUUCGCGGGUGAGCCGCUUCCCAAGGCUGUACUGUCACCUGGCCCCGAACAGCAGCGCCGUGUUGGUGACUUUCGCGCUUGGGAUCCCGAGCAUAGCGAUGAUUGGAGGCGGCGUCCGACAGGCAAGGCUUGGGGAAACGACCAUGAACUCUGGCAGCAUGAUGUGCGAUCGUUGGAUCUGGGUCUCGUCGAGGACAAGAUUGAUCGGGCCAUUCGUGAAGCCUUGACCAAGUUUCUGCUGAUCGAUUCGCGCCCUCGCAGAACCGCUCUCGUCCUUUCAUCCUCAGUGUCUCUACCGCUUCUCUCAGCUGCUCUCGAUGUUCUCUUCAACCGAUUCCAGGCACCGGCUGUGUCUCUCAUGUCCUCCGCCGUAAUGUCGUGCGUUGGGGCCGGAGCUCGCUCCGCCCUCGUUGUGGACUUGGGAUGGCUAGAAACGGUGGUGACAAGCGUAUACGAAUAUCGAGAAGUUCGCACAUCCAGGACUGUUCGCGGAGGUAAAAUGCUCGUCGACGAGGUACACAACUUGAUCCAGAACGAAUUGUGCUCACAUUCCGCCAACUCGGAGAGAAUCCGGCAAGAAAAGCGCCUCGGCCAACACUCUGUUAGCUUUGAGGAGUGCGAGGAAGUAGCCUCUCGCAUGGUUUGGUGCCGUCAAUCGGAACACAGUAGCAUCUCUCGCACGACGCAACAGCAACCAAAGGAGGGUUUGCCCACGGUGGAAGAGCAGGAUGAGUCGACCCUAGCAUCCCCCACGGUCGGCCAGCAGGAAGACGGAAAUGUUGAGAUUUUUCUUCGGUCCGUCGAUUCGCCUGAAACCCUGGCACUGCCAUUUGAAAGACUCUCGGAGCCGUGUGAAAAUACCUUCUUCGCACCGCAAUGUGAUCGCAGCAGUUUCGACGACGAUGAAACUCCUGUACAUCACCUCAUCUACCAGCAUCUCCUCCGAUUACCCAUCGACGCCCGUGCAGUCUGCAUGUCACGCAUCGUUUUCAUUGGCGGUUGUUCCAAGGUCAUUGGCUUGAGACGUAGAAUAUUCGACGAGCUGUCGAGCCUUGUGCAGGAACGCGGAUGGGAUCCUGUGCAAGGACGGGCACCGGCGCAAUACCAGAGCAACCCAAAGAUUCAGAGACCCACGACUCGACAAGUCAUGAGCGGGCCAGCAGAAGUCACAUCGCCGCGCUCGGCGCCGGGGAACGACCAGACGAGCGCGGAAGAGGAAAAACCUCGAGACGCGGCAGAUAUCAUCGAGGACUCACUCAAGAAGCGGAGUGGUAACUACUCACAUAUUCAAGGCCAACUGCGACCUCUGGAGUCGCUGGGGCCAUGGAGCGGUGCCAGCCUGACCUGCCAGCUGAAAGUCGUAGCCAUGGCGAACAUCGACCGGGAACUCUGGCUCCAGCAGGGUGUUAAUGGCGCGGCGCGGCCGAGCGAGAUCGAUGUCAAGGCUCAGCAGCGGCAAAGCAUGGGACCGGGUGGCUUGAUGCGUGGGGCUGCAGGCGGAGGAAUGGCGAACUGGACCUUGGGAGCCUGGGGCGUCAUCUAG
Messenger RNA from Colletotrichum karsti, 1827 nucleotides. RefSeq names its product actin-related protein. The coding region runs from base 1 to 1827 and encodes 608 amino acids. The transcript has 3 exons. The record is from RefSeq and is a predicted model, not a curated record. Gene Ontology annotation, biological process: microtubule-based movement. Lineage: Eukaryota; Fungi; Ascomycota; Sordariomycetes; Glomerellales; Glomerellaceae.